Herpailurus yagouaroundi (jaguarundi) is the source of this 2571-nucleotide messenger RNA. It is a transcript of the gene PLBD2, whose product is annotated as phospholipase B domain containing 2. The record is from RefSeq and is a predicted model, not a curated record. Gene Ontology annotation, molecular function: glycerophospholipase activity. Gene Ontology annotation, cellular component: extracellular region. Gene Ontology annotation, biological process: phospholipid catabolic process. The transcript has 12 exons. The coding region runs from base 52 to 1821 and encodes 589 amino acids. NCBI's taxonomy places the organism in Eukaryota, Metazoa, Chordata, Mammalia, Carnivora, Felidae.
CGCCGAGUGCAGUCACGUGAGCCGGGCUGCGGUGCCCCGGUCCGCGCCGUCAUGGUGGCCCCGAUGUACGGCUCCCCCGGCGGCCGCCUGGCCCGGGCGCUGACGCGGGCCCUGGCGCUGGCCCUGGUGCUGGCCCUGCUGGUCGGGCUGUUCCUGAGCGGCCUGACGGGCGCGAUCCCGAUCUCGGGGCGCCAGUGGGGGCCCGACGGGCCGGUCCCACCCGCCUCCCGCAGCCGCUCGGUGCUCCUGGACGCCGAGACCGGCCAGCUCCGACUGGUGGAUGGCCGCCACCCUGACGCCGUGGCCUGGGCCAACCUCACCAACGCCAUCCGCGAGACCGGAUGGGCCUUUCUGGAGCUGCGCACGAACGGCCGCUAUAACGACAGCCUGCAGGCCUACGCGGCGGGCGUGGUGGAGGCCGCCGUGUCUGAGGAGCUCAUCUAUAUGCACUGGGUGAACACGGUGGUGAAUUACUGUGGCCCCUUCGAGUACGAAGUCGGUUACUGCGAGAAGCUCAAGAACUUCCUGGAGACCAACCUGGAGUGGAUGCAGGAGCAGAUGCAGCGGAACAAGGGCUCUGCUUAUUGGCAUCAGGUGCGGCUGACCCUCCUGCAGCUGAAGGGUCUGGAGGACAGCUAUGAAAGCAGUGUGACCUUUCCGACUGGGAGGUUCACCAUCAAACCCUUGGGGUUCCUCCUGUUGCAGCUUGCUGGGGACCUGGGAGACCUAGAGCCAGCCCUGAACAAGACCAAGAGCAAGCACGUCAUGGGCUCUGGUUCAUGCUCCGCCCUCAUCAAGCUGUUGCCUGGCCAGAGUGACCUCCUGAUCGCCCACAACACCUGGAGCUCCUACCAGAACAUGCUGCGCAUCAUCAAGAAGUAUUGGUUCCAGUUCCGGGAAGACCCCCAAGUGAAUUCUCCGCCGGCUCCUGGCAACAAGCUGGUCUUCUCAUCCUACCCUGGCACCCUCUUCUCCUGUGACGACUUCUACAUCGUGGGCAGCGGGCUGGUGACACUGGAGACCACCAUCGGCAACAGGAACCCGGCCCUGUGGAAGUACGUGCAGCCCGAGGACUGUGUGCUGGAGUGGGUCCGCAAUGUCGUGGCCAACCGCUUGGCCCUGGACGGGGACGCCUGGGCGGACAUCUUCCAGAAGUUCAACAGUGGCACGUACAACAACCAGUGGAUGAUCGUGGACUACAAGGCGUUUGUCCCCGGCGGGCCCAGCCCUCGGAGCAGGGUGCUCACUGUCCUGGAGCAGAUCCCGGGCAUGGUGGUGGUGGCCGAUAAGACCUCGGAACUCUACCAGAAGACCUACUGGGCCAGCUACAACAUCCCGUACUUUGAGAGCGUGUUCAACGCCAGCGGGAUGCAGGCCCUCGUGGCCCAGUACGGGGACUGGUUCUCCUAUGACAGGAGCCCCCGGGCCCAGAUCUUCAGGCGGAACCAGUCGCUGGUGCACGACUUGGACUCCAUGAUCCGGCUUAUGCGGUACAACGACUUCCUGCACGACCCACUGUCACUGUGCAAAGCGUGCAGCCCGCAGGCCAACGCAGAGAACGCCAUCUCGGCCCGCUCCGACCUGAACCCGGCCAACGGCUCCUACCCUUUCGAGGCCCUGCAGCAGCGCUCCCACGGGGGCAUAGAUGUGAAGGUGACCAGCAUGGCCCUGGCCAAGGCCUUUCAGCUUGUGGCGGCCAGUGGCCCCACGUGGGACCAGCUGCCCCCGUUCCAGUGGAGCGCCUCGCCCUUCAGCGGCCUACUGCACAUGGGCCAGCCCGACCUCUGGAAGUUCUCGCCCGUCGAGGUGCGGUGGGACUGAGCCUCCGUCUCAGCCCCACCGACCCCCGCGGGGCCACCACAGGCCGCUGCCCCGACGUCCCACCCGCCCGCUCCGUGGGCUUCGUCACCUGCCGUGCCCAGAUGUGGGACCCGGGUCUGCCAGGGUUACUCUCAUCUGGGUCGUCUCCUAGAUGGGACACGAGGCCCGCCGGGGCCCAGCACUGACUCGUUCGCUCUCCGUAAGUGGGCGAGUGCCGCCCUUGUCCCCUGCCUCUGCACCUCUCUCUCUGCCCUGUCUGCUUCUCUCUCUCCCCCGGCCUGGGGCCCUGUCCUCAUGCUGCCCUCUCCUGAGGGCUUGGGAGGGGUCCUGGGGUGGGGUUCGGGGCCCCUGCUGGGGCAGCGGGGGACUGUCUGGGUCCCUGCCUCCUGGUGUCAUUCCUGCCGGUGGCUCUGGAGCUUGUGGGGUUUCGGCCCCGAGACCUGGGCGUUGCCUCUGGUUGGCAUCCGUCCUGCCACCUCCCGCCCCUGCCCCCCUCGGGAAGCAGCCCCCUGGUUUCCCUCCUGGGCGGCUUCCCUGAGGACAGAAACUUGAACACAAACAAAAACCAAAGUUUCUGGUGACUUGUGGCUGCGGGGGUGUGAGUGUGCCUCGUUGGCCUCGUUGGCUGCAGCCUCUUGCCCCUUGCCCCCCAGCUUGGGCCUGCCCUUGGCCUCUGGGCCGUGCCCACAGCUCCCCUGCUGUAGGAACCAAAUCGCAGGCUGUGCUGCCAUUAAAUGAGAGGCCGUGGCC